GUUCAGAUAAAAAUCCUACGCAUACAGAAUUCGAUGUUUGCCACUAUUAUUUUGAAUUUUCCAUAACCUUAAAUUUAAAUUUUCCGGACAAAGUGAUCAAUCAUUCAUUAAAAAAAAGAAAUGAAUGUAAACCAUUGUACAUUGAACAGUAAUCAAUCAACUGACGAACUAAUCAAAGACUCGAAUAAUCAUAAUCUUAGAAUGGAAUCAACAACCGACACUGAUAUUCAUCCAGUUAAUUAUUCAAAUUAUCAUUUAGAUUCAAUGAAUUUCUUAAAUUUAAAUGAAACUACAUCAUGGUGUUCAAAUUCAGUAUUACCAGUGUUAUCGACGACAACAUCAUCAUCGACAACGACGCCAACAACAAUAAUAACAACACUUUCAAGUAAUAUUAUAAAUCUUGAUAAACGAUCACAGAAUAAUACAACACCUUCUUCACCUUUAUGGUAUAAUAAUAAUUCAUCAAUGAAUGAAUUAUGGUCUAAUUUUGGAGAGUAUGGAGAUCCAGUUAUUAAAGUGAAUUCACAGUAUGAUCUAUGCAAUCCUCAGCAUCAUCCUUCACAUCUACGUCAUGAUGAACAUCAAAGUCAACAAUACCAACAACAGGAUGGUAUUCAGUUGGCACAGAAGUCAACACUAGACAGAUCCAAUGAUUUCCUACAAUCCAUUGAAAAUCCUUCGCUUAGUUUAAUUCAAACACUAUCACCAUUAUCCUUAUCAACAACAAUCACAUCGAAAGUGACAUUAAAUAGUGGUGAUCACAAUGAUUUGAGUAAGGGGAAUCAACAGGAUGAUCAAUACUCUACUACUACUACUACUAAUCAUCAUCAGUUAAGUAGUAUGAGUAGCCAGUUGACUUCAGACGGUGGAAUAUUUCAUCAGUAUGGGAACAAUACAACUAGUAAUAGUAAUAAUAAUAAUAAUAGUAACAGUGAUAAAUCAUUCCAAGGUCAUGAAUCUACAAUGUCAUUUCACGAAAAUUUAGCCUUCCUACAAACCAGUCCAACGAAGUUUUUAAAUAACCAUCAUCAUCAUAAUCAUCAGUUGCCUGUAGAACAGGUGGAUUCAGAGUUAAAUCAAUAUAAUCAUCAUCAUCACCAUCAUCCAUCCAUACCUUCACAGUACUUGCAUUCACCAUCAUCUCAUCCUAUUCCACAGUCAUUGCUCCCUCCUCAGCCUCAGCCUCCACCGCCUGCAGGUCCACCUCCUUCACAUCACCAUCAACAACCUCAUCACCAUCAUCAGCAUUCGGAUGAACAAUUACAGUCUCAAUUACAACAAAACCAUCGAAUUCUUUCCUCUAAUCAAAGCGAUAUCAGUUUUAGACAGUUGACUACAUCAAAAGGUUCAUCUGUCCCAUUGCCUGUCCCAGCUAUGGUAUAUCAACAUCAACAACAAUUACAACAAAUUAAUAAUCAUUCAAAUUUCCUACAGAAUUCAAAUAGUCAGUCAUCAAAACAAUCAUGUCAUGCUAAACCGCCAUACUCAUAUAUCAGUUUAAUUACUAUGGCAAUACAAAACUCUUCAACACGUAUGUGUACCUUGUCAGAAAUUUAUCAAUUUAUCAUUGAUUUAUUUCCAUAUUAUCGUCAACAUCAACAGAGAUGGCAAAACUCGAUUAGACAUUCCCUGUCAUUUAAUGAUUGUUUUGUUAAAGUGUCUAGGAGUCCAGAUAAGCCAGGUAAAGGCUCCUAUUGGACAUUACAUCCAGAUUCUGGAAAUAUGUUUGAAAAUGGUUGUUAUUUAAGACGACAAAAACGUUUCAAAGAUCCUAAACGUGAAGUAAGUCAUCGUAGUCAACGGAAUAGUACGACAAGUACUAGUGGUAGUCUUGUAAGUACACUGACAUCGACUUCAUUGAUUACUGGUAAUAAUGAAACUGUAAAUACUUUAAAUAUUAAAAAUACUCCUAAUAAUAAUAAUAAUGGUAGUCAUCAAGUUAUGCCAACGAAUUCAACGCAUCCACCUGGUGAACACUUGCUGUUACCAUCUGGUAUGAAACGUACCUAUUCGAAAACAGAAUGUAAUGGUCUGUUAAAUGUUAAAACAGACGAUCUUCUUUUAAAUAACAGAACGAAAUCGUUUCCUAUCGGUCUAUCGAAUGACGCCAAUGAUGACUACAAUGAUGAUGAUGAUAAUGAUGUUGACGAUGAGAAUGCAGAUAAUGAAGACGGUGAUUGUGAUAUCGACGAUGAGGAAGAGGAUUACGAUGAACUAAACGAGGAGAGUGAAGAGAUUAUCAAUGACCGAAAACAAGAAAGAGGCUCACUACCGGCACAUCAACAAUAUUAUCCUCUACAACAGCAUCCUAAUUCAGCAUCACCUGAGUUAAAAGCCUACCCAUUUAUGCGUCAUGAUAAUCUCCUUAAAACUGGAGUUAUCAAUGAAAAAUCCCCGAAUAGGUAUAAAUCGUCUCAGUUAUUUUUACUCAGUCCUUAUGAUAGUCGUGAGUCGACCAAGUAUAUUACAGAUAUUAUCUAUCCAGAAAAUAAUUACGAACAAUUUAGACAUUUCGCUAAUUAUCCAGAACAAUCUCCAUUGUUUCUACAGAAUCAACAAACACAACAACAAAUAGGUGCUUAUGCGGAUAAAAGUAAUUUUGACCAGUCACUGAAACUUAAUCCUACUACUACUAGCAGUAGUAGUGUGAAUUAUAUCAGCGGUAUGCCAGCGAAUACAUUCAGUUUGUGUAAUUCCAACUCCUGUCCCCCCUCCUCGUCCUCCUCCGCCUCCUCCGCAUCGUCAUCGUCUUCGUCAUCAUCAUCGGCAGCAGCAGCAACAGCAACAGCAGCAGGAUUAUACGGAAGGAACAGCGCACUGACAGAUUCCCUUGGUGUAAAUGAAAUGACGAAUCCAUCGCAUCAGUAUUUUUCAUCAGUUCCCGCCAAUCUCACGCUACCUUUAUCAACUACAUAUCAUCAUCACCAUCACCACGCUAUACAACAACAAACCCAUCAAAAUUCCCCAGUGAAUUUAAUGUCAGAAUUCUAUUUCCACGAGAAUGGCAUGCAUGAUCCCCAUCGAUAUGCCGUAACAAAUAAUUCAUCUAAAUGUACACAUAUUUCGAGUAUACUUAAUAACAACAAUCAUAACAAUAAUGAUACUACUAUUAAUCACGCUGUUAGUAGUAUUAACAAUGCGAAUAUUAUACCAACAGUUGAAAAUUGUGAUGUGAUGUCAUCAUUUAGUCAAACAUACAAUUUUAGACAACAGUUAAGCAAUAACAAUAAUAAUCAACCGUCUAUUAUAACAACAGAGACAAAAUUACCGCCACAACAAUAUGAUAACAGCUAUCAACAUUUAUCGAUUAAUACAAAUCAAUAUAACAUCCCAGUUGAUGAGAUAUCCCUUAUCAGCUCAAAUGUCCCCUAUAAUUCAUCUUCAUUUUUGGCGCCAUCCUUGUCAUGUUUAUCCCUAUCGACAUCAUCAUCAUCAUCCUCAUCAUGUAUUCCCAUGACACCGUCAAUAUCAGCAAGCACAAUAAACACAAUGCCUGGAAACUUUCCUUCACAUCAUUCACCGCUAACACAAAUGUCAACAACCGCGGCGCUUACAAAUUCUGCCUAUUCAUUAGCUAAACCAAUACACAACUUUCAAUCAGAAGUAUUAGAUUCAAAUAUAUGGAAUAAAAAUUAUUUACAUUUAAUAGAUUCGAAUGAUGAAAAGUCAUUGAAAUGUAUUGAAGAAGGUAAAGAAAUUGAAAGAAGAAUUGACAAUUUACCUGUUCAAUGUAUCAAUGGUGGUGAUAAGCGGAAAUUUAAACAAAAUAAUAAUAAUCGAGAACAGGAUGAAGGCGAAGAAGACGAAGAAGAAGGAGAUGCGGAGUUGGUAGGAGAUUAUGCUACUGCUAACAAUGUUGAUGUUGAUCACGAUGGAGUAUUAAACCGUAGUGAAGUGUCGAAUAAACCCUUUUCAAUUGAUCAUUUAAUGCAUUUUCAAAAUCCUGAUUUAGAUAUGACAAAUACAACAAAUACAUUAUUACAAUAUGCUACAAAAACUGAUAUUUCUGUAUUUGAAAAGCUAAGAUCUUCAACAUUUCGAUUGAAUGAUAUUAAUGAGAAUAAAUCGACAAUAUCUAUACAUGGUAGAUGAAUGAAGAAUUAUCACAAGAGAUGAUAAAUGGAUUCAUGGAAUCUGUUAGAGAGAGAAAAAGCCUUUGAACACAGCUCAAGAAUCUCAAGAAUCAGAUAAUCUCUGUUACAAAACACACCCACACACACAACAACAAUUAACUGAAAUGUCAACCAACAGCUUUUAUCGAUUUUUGAAUUCUUUCCUCUGGAAUCACAUGCGCGGUAGGGGAAAAUAUCCAGUAUCCAUCAUAAACAUUGGCAAAAUAAAACCGACAACACAAAAUUUCUAGAUUAUUUUGACCUGCUCAAUUAUAUAAUAAAAAUGACAAUAUUACUAUUAUUAUUAU
Messenger RNA from Trichobilharzia szidati, 4420 nucleotides. The record is from the annotation of a GenBank genome assembly. Lineage: Eukaryota; Metazoa; Platyhelminthes; Trematoda; Strigeidida; Schistosomatidae.